GAGUGGCGGGGGGAGGGGCAGGGCCGAGGCCGAGCCUGAACGGCGACGUGUUUACGCGAAAGCGACAACAGCCCUGCCCGACAACAUGAAGCCUGUAGUUCCAGAGGCAGUGUCGGCGAGAGGCUCCAUUUGACAGCGGCUCAGUACUUAGCAGACGGGAGAGCACGGGGUGGGUGUGAAAACAGCCUGUUGUGGCGGAGUGAGGAUGGAGAAGAAGAAGGAGGAGGCGUCGGCGAAGCUCCCCACCUGAUUGUGAAACGAUGUGCGUGAGCUGAGUUGUUUUACUUUGUCUACACUCGCCUUGGAAGAUUUUUAGAAACUAGUAAUCCAGUGUGCCAACAUGUGCUAAUAUAUAGUGAAUUAACCAACUUGAUAAUAGCAAGCUGGAAGGAUUAUUUUGUAAAUUACAGGAUAUUCUGCUCUCAGCAGAGGUAGAACCAUUUAUACCCCAGAAGAAGGAAACUGAUAUACUUGUUCCUAUGGCUCUCCCUAAUGAUGGAAAUGGUAAUGGUGUCGAAGCUCCUCCUAUACCUAGCUACUUGAUAACUUGUUAUCCCUUUGUGCAAGAAAAUCAAUCCAAUAGGCAAUUGCCUGUAUAUAAUGGUGAUAUUCGGUGGCAGCAAGUGAAUCCAAAUUCUACAGGACCAUACCUUGCUUAUCCCAUAUUGCCAACACCACAGCCUCCUGUUUCUACAGAUUAUGCUUACUACCAGCUCAUGCCAGCACCUUGUGCACCAAUGGUGGGUUUUUAUUCUCCCUUUCCUGCACCAUACACUGCACCUUUCCAGCCAGCCAAUGUGGUGAAUGCAUUGUCCGACUGCAAUGAAAGACCUGUUACUGCCGGACAAACCUGUCAAGCUACCACUCAGAGAAGCAGAACCAACAGAGGUCCAGUGCCGAAGGUUUUGAGAACAAACAAGCCUCUGGUGAGAAAUGUAGCUGUUCAAAAGGAAAACAAUGCCUCAGGUCCUGAAAAUAAAUCGAAGAUUGUAUUGCUGGUAGAUGCAAGUCAGCAAACAGAUUUUCCUGGGGAUGUAGCCAAUAAAACACACUCUGAGAGGGCCAGCCCCUUGCUUUGGAAAUCAAAAGUCAGAAGAAGAAGAGCAUCUCACCCUGCUGCUGAAUCUUCAAGUGAACAAGGAGCUAGUGAAGCUGACAUUGACAGUGAUAGUGGCUACUGCAGUCCCAAACACAGCCACAGUCAGACCACAUCAGCUGCUACAAGGAGUACAGAAUGCAAAGUAGACGAUUUAACAGGAAUUACAGGAGGCCCCAGUUGGGCAAAUGUAGCUUCCCAAGCGCCACAAAGAUUUGCAAUCGACAGAAUGCAGCCUUUUUCUUGUGGUCGAGGUGGCAGGCCAGUGGAUCUGCGAAAUUCUCAGGAUAACUCCAGAGGAAAGGUGCAAAGUUUGUCUUCUCAAAGAACGCCAAACCAUCAAAAGAAUCGAGAUUGGACUGCUGGACAGUCGUCUGAAGCGCCACAGUUUGUCAGUGGGCAAAUGGCUGGAACUGAUCAAAAACCUGAUUCUUUAUGUUUUGAGCAGUGUAUAAAUCUCUGUUAUAUACAGGAUGACAGUGAGUUUCCAGAAUUGAUCAUUGGAGCUGGUGUUUCCAAGAGCAGAGUUGUAGCCCACGAUAAUACUCAGAAUAAAAAUUCUGCAAUUUGUCAACUCUCUAAAAAGCAACUCGGGCUGGGUGAUCUUCCAGAAACUUCUCCAAUCAACAUAGUGCAGACACCUAUUCCAAUAACUACAGCUAUUCCAAAGCGUGCUAAAAGUCAAAGGAAAAAAGCAUUGGCUGCAGCCCUUGCUACUGCUCAGGAGUAUUCAGAGAUUAGCAUGGAGCAGAAAAAGCUCCAGGAGGCUCUGAAUAAGGCAGCAGGGAGGAAGAGUAAAGCCCCUGUACAACUAGACCUUGGUGACAUGUUAGCUGCACUAGAGAAACAACAGCAAGCCAUGAAAGCAAAGCAACUGACUAACACAAAACCUCUAUCGUACUCUGUUGGUACAAGUACACCUCUUUCUGUCAAAGACUGUGGGAACAUGAAAACUUUACACAAAAAUCAGCAGUUUAUUGGAUUUCAUAAUCCGUUGGAUUCUGGUGCCCCGAAGAUUAAGCGAGGAAAGGAAAGGGAGAUUCCUAAAGCAAAACGUCCAACGGCACUUAAAAAGAUUAUCCUGAAGGAAAGAGAAGAAAAGAAAAACAGAUUUUCAAUAGAAUCAACAAUUGUAGGAACAGAGGAACAGGGUGAUGAACAGCUGAAUUUUUCGGAGGAGCAGUCUAUAACCCAGGAAGUAGUUUCUCAGGAAGACAUUGGAUUGAGCGUUCCCAGUGACACAUCUCUGUCUCCUGCAAGCCAGAAUUCUCCAUAUAGUAUGACGCCAGUUUCACAAGGCUCUCCAGUCAGCUCAGGAGUUGGCAGUCCAAUGGCUUCUUCGACAAUCACAAAAAUUCACAGCAGGCGUUUCAGAGAAUACUGCAACCAAGUACUUAGUAAAGACAUCGAUGAAUGUGUGACUUUGUUGUUGCAAGAACUUGUCCGUUUUCAAGAACGAAUUUACCAGAAAGAUCCUAUCAAAGCCAAAAUGAAGAGAAGGCUUGUAAUGGGUUUACGUGAAGUGACCAAGCAUAUGAAACUAAAAAAAAUUAAAUGUGUGAUCAUCUCUCCAAACUGUGAGAAAAUUCAGUCAAAAGGUGGACUGGAUGAAGCUUUGUACAACGUGAUUGCCAUGGCUCGGGAGCAAGAAAUUCCUUUUGUUUUUGCUCUUGGGCGUAAAGCUCUUGGUCGAUGUGUGAAUAAACUUGUUCCUGUAAGUGUUGUGGGGAUCUUCAACUACAGUGGUGCUGAGAGUUUGUUUAAUAAACUGGUGGCAUUAACUGAGGAGGCCCGUAAGGCAUACCGUGACAUGGUUACAGCUUUAGAACAAGAACAAGCUGAAGAGGCGUUGAAGCAUACCAGAAAGGUACCACAUAUGGGCCAUUCUCGCAAUCCAUCUGCAGCAAGUGCAAUUUCAUUCUGCAGCGUUAUAUCUGAACCCAUUUCCGAAGUGAAUGAAAAGGAAUAUGAAACCAACUGGCGAAACAUGGUAGAGGCCACUGAUGCACCUGAAUGCUCUGAGAAUGAGAAGCCCAUGUCAAGUGUGACCACUGAUCUGGAUAAAUCUUCAAAUUUACCAGCAGCUAUAGGCAAAGCCAACAAACCAAUCUUGGGAAUAGCCACUAGUUCUUCUGUGGGUCAGGCAACUCGUGCUACAAAAUCCUCUGGUUCAGACAAGGAAGAAGGGAAAACUGACGAUAUAUUAGAAUGGGCCUCUCAGCAGAGCACUGAGACAGGAUCACUUGAUGGUAGCUGCAGGGAUAUUCUUAAUUCUUCCAUGAUCAGCACCACCAGCACUCUUGUACCAGACAUGCUUGAGGAGGAGGAAGAUGAUGAAGAGGAGGAAGAAGAUGACAAUGCUGCUGAACCUGUUACCAUAGUGGUAACAUUUAGCAGCAGAAUUGAUGAUUGGGUAUCAGAAGCACAAAAAGCACUGGAAACAUUGCAGCUCAGCAAAAACAUUGAUAGUACAGAGGAAGAUCACAAUGGGCAAAGUGACAUAGAAGAACUAGAUGCAGUGGAGCAGAUAGAUGUAACUACAGAUAUUGAUGGCUGUCAGCCUGCAGAAUCAGAGAGUCAAACCUGCUAAUAACUUUAGAUCCUGGACCAGCAGCUCUUGCUCAGAGCACAAUUUAUUUUUUAGGUAGACUCGUGGGAUUACAAAAAUCGUUUUGUCAAUUUUUGCAUUGAAACAUAAGCAACUGUUAAAAACACUUUGUGCCCAUUUUACUUGGAGCAGGUUAAUAUCUGGUUUAGUAUAGAAUUUUUCCAAGUCAGCCGUAUAAAAUAUCGGUGUGCAUAUCUGAAAUUCAUAGGUACAAGCUGCAAAUUAUGUAGAUUUUUUUCUUUGUCUUUAAUAUCCUCUUUAUGUUUGGUUUACUCUCUCGCAAGUCAACAUGUUUUGGCCUUCUGAUCCAAGUUACGUUGAAGCUUUCCUUCAAAAUGUAAUUCAUGAAACCUCAGUAGCUGCUGCAAUCAAAUUUCAGAGCUAAUGAUACAAAACCUUUUUGUGAGCAAUCAUUCGAGUCUACCUAAGGGUUACUGUAAACGAAACAAUAUAUCAACAACCUCAGGAACACUUCAACACAUAUAGGAACAGUUAAUUUAAGAACUUGCUGUUUAUAACCUUGUCAUUUCAAUCUUUCGCUGAUGUGAUCUGAAUUAGUAAUUGUACAGAAAUGAUAAAAUUAUGUGUUAGCAAGUUUGCCUCAUCUCAAAACCUGUCCUGUUAACCUAAGUUGUUUGAUGUAAUUUGAAUCACAAAAUAAAUGAAUUAAUUUCUGGAUGGUUUAUGAAGAUCCUUUCAGAAUCUCUCUGCAGAAAAUGUAAUAAAAAAAAGUGGAGAUAAGCCAGUAGUUUUGUUUACAAGAAUUUUGGCUUCUGAAGUGGUAGUAGUUUUAUAGCAGAAUUUGGUUUAACUCACUGAAAAAAUUCUGUCUGUAUGAAAUUUAAAUAGCAAUGAUGGUGUUUUUAAGAGAUCUUCUCCUUGUACAAACUACUACUUUUCAUCUUCAAAGUCCGAUGGUAUCCAGUUAUGUGCAAUGACUUGAAGCUAAUAAAGGUGCACGUAAUCAGACUUGUUUAUAAUGAAAUAAUUGACCCAUACUGGCUAUAAAAAUAGCAUUAUUGGGAUGUGAUGGACAUUACCUGGAAUUUCCUUAUAGCAGGAUUAGUUAAGUAUAGGCCUGACUUGUAUUUAGAAAGUUGAUUACAUGAGUGAACAGAUGUUAGAGGACUUAAUUCGCAAAUUCUAAAUUUCUAUUUCUUCCUUCUACCCAUUUGCCCAAAGAAAUAUUUUGGAAUUUAACCUGAAACAAUGUGAAACAUUUAUAUUUAUUAAGUAUGUAAGUAUGUCCCUAUUUAUGUACAGGACAAUACUAGAAAGUACUAUUAAUUUUAACUGAGAUGAACAAACAAAAUCCUUUGUAAUAUUUUCCUUAACAGCAUUGUGCUGCAUAUGUUUGCAGAAAUGUGAACAAUGACAAUUGUAAUUAUAUAGUUGAUCAACUAAUGGUUCCUUUGUACCUUUAUCAGGCUUGCAAUUUCUGAGAAUGCAGGUUGUGUUUUUCUACAGAAUUUCAAUUUUGGACUUCUUGUAUAGUUACAAUUGUACCUGUGAUGUUGUCACUUUAGUGCUGACAGCAUUAACUGAGUAAUAUACUCAAUUGAACAUCUUUGUGAACUUAGUUACUGAGGUAAUAUAUUUUUAAUAGCAUUUGAAAGUUGGACCUCCAUUGAAAGGAGAAAGAUGAGUAGCCUAGAUUCAUUUAAGUUAUUUAAGAGUUCAAAUGCAUAUGCGUUUGACUGGGAAAAUCAUACCUGUGACUUUACUUGCAUCAUGAUCAUCAUGCAAAUUCAUUUUACGUUGAAUUGAUGGCAGCCGUUUUUGUAAAUCCACAGGGUGCAUUGUAUUGUAAAAUACAUGGUAAAGAAAGGGGCAGCAUAUUUUUGUCUUGAAAAGUUAAUAAUCAGAUCUUCAGUUCAGUUUUGAAUAUUUACUAAGUAAAAAUGUUUGUUAGUUGCAAUCGAAUGUAAAUAAAUUAUGCUUACUUUUGAGUUGCAGGGCUUAAAUGAAGUGUGUAGAAUUUCUGAGGUUUCUCAACUAACGUAAAAUGAUUCCUACAGUGUUAUGUUAAAAAUGGGCAACACUUAGUUGCACGUUUACCUAAGCUAAAUAUUCAGAUGGCUUUUGAUGUAACCAAAUCAGAUUACAUUUGUAUCACUUUCAAGAUGGCAUGGAAAUCCUGAUUGGUGGAUCUUUCGACCACUCACUUAUCUAGAGAAGAAAACAUUUUCACUACGAAACAUUUGUUGCGUUAUAGAAAUGAUGGGAGAAAUCUACUGGUGUAUGGCAAUGUUUUGCAAAUGGUGUUUCCUGAUUCCACAAUAAUGCAUUUAGGUGUGCUUGGGAGUUUGUAGUUCCUGGUAGCACCAGUAGGUGGUGUAGACCUUGAUCUGUUGCAACAUCUGGUGCUUUUAAAACUUUUAGGAAACGUUUCUAACCUUUGUAAAGCAACUUCCUUUAUCACUUGAAAUAGUUAACUGCAUUUGUAAAUUUAUACCUAAAAUGGAAAAACUUGUUAUACACUAUGGUGGAGACUUUUGAACAAUCUCCAGUAUUUAAUUCUUCAUAAAUAACUAAUAUAUGAAGCAAUGCAGCUUUCAAAAUAAUUUGGUUACCUCGACCAACAAUUUGGCUCCAGUCUAAUGUAAGCAAAUGUCUCGAGCAAGUUUAAAUUCUACACUAUAUCAUAACUGUUCAAAUGGAAGAAAGUACAAUCCAUAAAGUUGAUAGUUAUAAAUCUAACUAAAAAUACCAUGCAAUUUGAAAUUCAAACAUGGGUUAUCUGUAGCUUUUACAGUAAGACUGUGUAGUCCUGUGGAUCUUCCAUGUAUCCCAGUUAAUAGGAACCACUCCUUUCCAUUGCCUGUGUUUUUUAAAUAACAAGAUUGUGAGAGAUAAACAUUUCUGUUUGGAAACAUUCCCCAGUUGCAUCCCAGUGUGGACAGGAUUUGUUACAUUUCAAAUGUCCAGUGCUAAAACCAUUACAAUUUGAGAGUGAUCUGUCCAUGAAUUGUAUUGAUUAGAAAUAUGAACCAGAUUUGCCCAAACCAGCCCUGUAAAAUAAGCCAUGCCAAUGUUUCUGUCAGAGGCAGAGGAAACUGAGAUUGUUAACAUGCAGUAAUGUGCCGCUCAUAUUUUCUUUAAAUAAGAAAUAGUUAAUAUCUUUGUAUUUUAUUGUCACAAGUUAUUUUUAGAAUACAAAUCAAAACAGUAAAACAGGUGCAAAGUAAAGAUUUGAAAAUUAGUUAUGAAGUGAUCUGUUGUGCUUUAAAGGACUAGCAUACUGCAUUGCAUUGUAUAUAAUUCAGUAAUUAAAAAGGUAUACUUUGCACUAUGUAAAUAUUAAAUUUUCCCUUCUGUAACUAAUAAAUU
Messenger RNA from Stegostoma tigrinum, 7034 nucleotides. RefSeq names its product SECIS binding protein 2-like (gene secisbp2l). Gene Ontology annotation, biological process: selenocysteine incorporation. The record is from RefSeq and is a predicted model, not a curated record. Gene Ontology annotation, molecular function: mRNA 3'-UTR binding; ribonucleoprotein complex binding; selenocysteine insertion sequence binding. Bases 480 to 3686 code for a protein of 1068 amino acids. The transcript is spliced from 20 exons. NCBI's taxonomy places the organism in Eukaryota, Metazoa, Chordata, Chondrichthyes, Orectolobiformes, Stegostomatidae. Gene Ontology annotation, cellular component: ribonucleoprotein complex.